This is a messenger RNA of Bacillus rossius redtenbacheri, 1847 nucleotides long. It is a transcript of the gene Dbp45A, whose product is annotated as probable ATP-dependent RNA helicase DDX49. The transcript is spliced from 9 exons. Gene Ontology annotation, molecular function: RNA helicase activity; nucleic acid binding; ATP binding. NCBI's taxonomy places the organism in Eukaryota, Metazoa, Arthropoda, Insecta, Phasmatodea, Bacillidae. The record is from RefSeq and is a predicted model, not a curated record. The coding region runs from base 300 to 1664 and encodes 454 amino acids.
CUUACGAAAAGUCGUAUACCUAGAGAAAGAUGUUUACACAUAAAAACAAUUUUUAAAAAUUUUAAUUUACGCAAUGUAGCUUAAAUCUGCAAACAUUCAACGUGAAAUGGUACUAAAGGCGAUUAUUUCUGUUUCACUAAGUUAAAGUUGUCUGGUGUCGCAUGUCUUGUGUGUUGACUUUAUCUAUGUUAGGUUGAGGAGCAUGUAUGUUUACUUAUUGAACCAUUAAAUAUUGAAUCACGUGUGCAGUUAAAUGUUUGAAUGUUUUUAAGUAAUUAAAAUAUAUUGUAUUUGGUACUAUGUCGAUUAUAAGUUCCUUUUCCGAUUUAAAAUUAAAUACUUGGAUUGUUCGACAGUUACAUACCUUGGGCUUGACGAAGCCUACGCCGAUCCAGGAAAACUGCAUCCCUGCAAUCCUUAAAGGCCAGAACUGCAUCGGCGGUGCGAAGACGGGCAGCGGGAAGACUCUUGCGUUUGCGCUCCCCAUCUUGCAGAGGCUGUGUGAGGAUCCGUAUGGAAUAUUUGCUCUCAUUCUCACUCCCACCAGGGAACUGGCAUUUCAGAUAGCGGACCAGUUCGCGGUGGUCGGCAAGACCAUCAGCCUGCGGAUGUGCGUGGUGGUCGGAGGGAUGGACAUGGUGACGCAAGGACAGGAGCUGGCGCGCAAGCCCCACAUCGUAGUGGCGACUCCUGGCAGGCUGGCAGACCAUUUGGAGAGUUGCAAUACUUUUACGCUUAAGAAACUGCAAUUUGUGGUUUUUGACGAAGCAGAUCGCCUGCUGAGCGGACAGUUCUCGGAGCAGCUGGAAACGAUUUUUGCUGCGCUGCCUGUGAAGAAACAAAUUCUCCUGUUUAGUGCGACCAUUACAGAUGAUCUGAAAAAUGUGAAAGAACUAGCAGGAAAUGAGUACUUCACGUGGGAUUGCAGAAAUGAUGUAGCCACGGUGGAAGAACUUGACCAGUUUUAUGUGUUGUGUCCUUUUGAUGUGAGAGACAGUUACAUGGUUGAAACAAUUCGCACAUUCCGCCAGAAAAGUGAAAAUGGUUCCAUCAUGAUAUUUACGGACACAUGCAAGAACUGCCAGCUGCUGUCCAUGACCCUCAAUGAAGUUGGUUUCGACAACGUGGCGCUUCACUCCAUGAUACCUCAGAGACAGCGAUUGUCAGCUCUCAGUCUGUUCAAGUCCGAUGUCAUUCGCAUCCUCAUAGCCACUGACGUUGCUAGCAGAGGUCUGGACAUCCCGGCCGUGGAGCUGGUGCUGAACCACACCGUGCCGAGCGACCCCCGGGACUACGUCCACAGGGUCGGGCGCACGGCGAGGGCCGGGCGCGGCGGCACGGCCGUGACCCUCGUCACGCCCUACGACAUCCGCCUGGUGCACGCCAUCGAGGCGGCCAUCAACGCCCGGCUCAAGGAGUACCAGGUGGACGACAAGGAAGUUGCCACCAUAAUGACUCAGGUUUCUGUCACGAAGGGCGAGGCAGAAAUAAAACUGGAUGAAACAAAUUUUUAUGAAAGGAAGCUGAUCAACAAGAGGAAAAAAUUGAUUUUGGAAGGCAAAGAUCCAGACGAGGAAGAGGAAAGUAGGAAACAAUACUUGAAUAAGAAGCGCAGGAAAAGAAGAAAGGAACAUAAUGCAAUAGUUAACAGCAAGCUGUUAUAAAAAAUACCUCAAGUUUACUGUGUGUGUAUUUUUUUUAUAUCUGCUUGCAAAUAUUAAUUUAAAGCAUUGUUUGGUUAACAGUAUGUAAGAAAACAUUCAAUAUGUUUGCCACUACUGUAAAAUUUAGGAGGGGGGGGAGGAGAUAAAAAAUUGCAUAUACCUAUAAAUAAGUUUUAUAACACA